AUGGUGUUCGUGCUGGGGAUUGCCACGGUGUAUUCGCAGGUGGAGUUAUCUGAUCUGGAUAAGCCAAUUCCAAUUAUUUCUAUCAGUGGUGUGGUAGGCAAGAAAGUGAAACUUCCUUGUGAUAUUCAAACUGCCGACAACGACGAAGUAAGCAUGGUGCUUUGGUACAAGGAAGGUGGUGGCCAACCAAUUUAUAGCUUCGAUGUCCGGGAUCGUCGACAAUUCAGCAAAGCUAACUUUUGGUCGUCGCCGACGGCAUUGGGACCAAGAGCUUUUUUUAUCACGAAGACGAAUCCCGCUUAUCUCAGCAUCGAUCAAUUGGAGACUAAAGACGAAGGGAUCUAUCGGUGUCGAGUGGACUUCAAGAAUUCGCCGACGAGAAAGCAGAAAAUAAAUCUGACUGUUAUACUGCCCCCAUCGAAGCCGGUGAUACUGGACGGGACGACGGAAAUCUCGGAGAUAGAGAAGCUGUACAACGAGGGAAGUGACGUGAACCUGAUUUGCGAGGUACAAGGUGGCAGGCCGCCCCCGACGCUGACGUGGUACCUCGGGAACAACGUGAUAGACGAGUCCUAUCAGUACAAGCCUGACUUGGGGCUAACGGUUAACCACUUGUUCUAUCCGAAAGUUGGUCGGCAACACUUCAAGGCUCAGCUGAUCUGCAGAGCCAGUAACACUAAUUUGGUGAUGCCGCAGACCAAGCUGAUCAAUCUCGACAUGAAUCUAAAGCCACAGGUCGUACAGAUUUUGACGAAGGAGCCUCGAGUUUCCUCUGACAAGAACUACGACGUGGAGUGCAGGACAAGUGGUUCCAGGCCAGCAGCGGUAAUUACUUGGUGGAAGGGGGAAAAGCAGAUUAACAAAAUGGCGCAAAAUUACGAGCUGGAAAAUAAUCAGAGCCUGAGUAUCCUGAGUUUCGUGCCAAGUAUCGACGACGAUGGCAAAUAUCUGGCGUGUCGGGCGGAGAACCCUGCUAUUCCUGGCAGUAUUUUGGAGGAUAAGUGGAGGCUGGACGUGCAGUAUCAGCCGGUGGUGACCCUCAAGAUGGGCGAGAACUUGAAUCCAGACGAUAUCAAAGAGGGCGAUGACGUGUACUUCGAGUGCUCGGUUAGGGCUAAUCCGAAAGUGUACAAGCUCGCUUGGUUCAAAAAUGGCAAAGAGUUGAAGAACAAUUCCACAGCGGGUAUCGUCCUCAGCGAUCUUUCUUUGGUUCUCCAACGCAUAACCCGAUACUCGGCUGGUGAUUAUACUUGUCUUGCUGCCAAUAGCGAGGGAAAGACUGCCAGUAACCCGGUGACACUUCAAAUAAUGUAUACCCCGGUCUGCAAAGAGGGUAGAAGCGAGGUUGUGGUCGGCGCCUUGAAACAGGAAACCGUAUCGUUGGUUUGUUCCGUGGAGAGUCAUCCGGCACCGUUGACCUUCCACUGGACAUUCAAUAAUUCCGGGGAGCUGGUGGAGGUUCCUCAUUCUCGUUACUCUCACGUGCCAGCGCCCGAGACACCGUCCGUCGCCGAGAGCCUGAAGGAGUACCAACAGUUUCACGGUUCCAGGCUAAACUACACGCCAGCAACGGAAAUGGACUAUGGCACGGUGGCAUGCUGGGCGACCAACCAGGUUGGCAAGCAACGAGCACCGUGCCUCUUUCAGGUGAUAGCCGCAGGCCGGCCGUAUCCUCUGCACAAUUGCAGCGCGACGGAAAUGUCAGCGCCGUUGGACGCGGAGGAGCUCAGCGCGAAAUCUGGAACCGGGCUGCAGGUGCGAUGCUUGGAGGGUUACGACGGCGGUCUUCCAAUUUACAGCUACCAAUUGGAGGUAGUCGCCGACGAGGACGGCGGACCGAUUUUACUCAACAGAACCAUCCCGGUGAAUCCGAACGGGCCAGCGUUCGAGGUAGCAGGCCUAACGACAGGAAGGAGCUAUCGACUUUUUUUGUACGCGAUUAAUGCGAAAGGGAGGAGCGAGCCUGCCAUUCUCGAGCCAGUGACCCUGAAAGGUGUCGCCAUGUACACGACCGGUACCACGGACGCAUCGAUGGUGAGCCCGUUGCUGCUGGGCCUGGCAGCAACAGCGACCCUUUUGGCCCUGGCCGUAGCUGGAAUCCUGGCGGCGCUCUACCGGAAGCACUCGAACGGCCGGCCCGGAAGUCCAAAGCACGCUCCCAUCGUGUGCGAGCCACCUAAUGCAGGUGCAACUACCCCGGUGCACCCUCAGACCAAGCAGGCGGUCGAUGACAUCGAUCCGGACAUCAUACCCAACGAGUAUGAGAGAAGACCCCUAACGUACACACCGAUAUACAAGACGCCCCCGCAGCGGAGAAAGAAGGAUCGAGUAAUGGACGACGCGAUCUCGCCAGAGAAAAGGCCGAUCGUGCAGCACGGUUUAGAUCUACCUCCGGAUCCCAUCUUGAGCGACUGUCUGCCAACGCCGAACAUCAAUUAUCCCCAGAAUCACGUUUCCCAGCCGAACACUUACAAUCAUCCACCCACUAUGGCGGACUUCAAGCAAAUGGCGAUGGACGCUUACAACCAACGUAAUAAGCAAAACGUCUACUAUAGUCUUCAAAGGUCGAGCAAAGGACUGUCGUCGAUGCCGCAGAGGCCAGUAUCCUCGUCGGUCUCCGCGCAGGGCAAGUUCCAUCAGCCGGAAGUGGUGACGCGCUCGAAUCGAAUACAAGAGAGUUGUAUAUAAGUUCGGGGGAGAGGAAUUUCACCCGCGAAACUAGAACGGCUCCGUGAGCGUUCGUGGCAGUCGCUAGCUAAGAGUCGACGGAACGUCGGCAACGUUCGAAGCGGAAUUCUCAUGGACGAGAUCGCACGUGGCAUCUUCCUACGGUCGACGCGAGAAUUCGCAAGCGACUUCGCGAAACACUGCGAACGUUUCACUGUACAAAACCGACGAACAAUUUCAGGUCGACGUGACGGAAACGUAGACCUGUAUCGAGACAUCGAGCCGACUUUCGUCGCGAGAAGGACGAAAUUGAACACGUACGUAGGUGUCGCGCGUCAGUCGCAAAGUUAAUGAAACGUCGACGAUUAGAGGCUCCGAUGGUUCUAACGGGGAGUGUAUCAGGUCGCGAUAGGAUUCUGUUCGGUUGUUCGUUCUUUUUCUACCUGGAGAUUUUUAUAAUAGAGUUUGCCCACGUUCGCGCGUGAACGAGAAACGAGAAGGGUUCGAUAAAAUAGUGCAAAUAGCUAGCAAUUUGACGAAGCAACGUCGCCGAAUUAACGAACACAUGGAGUCGGAUAUCGAGUCUUCGUUUCCGUUCACAGACACCCGGCACGGUACCGUGUGUUUUACUGUUUAUAUGAGAUUAGUUUUUGUACAAAGAUCUAUUGUAAAUAGGCGAGACAGCCUGGCCCUAGUGGAUAGUAAACCAAUGUCCGAAUUUUAUUCGCUAAAAGUCACGUUAAGGAAGAGGGAGGAUUGUUCGGUCACGUAAGAUAAAUACUCGAUGGCAUACGAAAUAAAGAGAAUACGUUUCAUCUGUUUUACAGAAACGUGUCUUACCUAUUUGUCGUCCAGCCCCCGAACCUUGCCCCGAUCCUCUCUAUUAAGAGACGAGAAAAACGUACGAAACGAGGAGCCGAAAUUUCGGUCGCACGUGACACGAAUCCCGACCCGCGAUCGCAUUGACCAUCGAGUUUCGCGUUCUCCAUUUCAAACGUGAAGCAAAUCUUAAUGCACCGCGUGCACCCGCGACGGUGAAAGUCGCAUGAAAAUUUUAUUCGAGAGCCAAACAUGUGCCGCGACAGAGCCCCAUUUCACCGACGAUAUCCAAGGGUUUCAAUUUCAGACACCGCGACGGUGUAUCUAGCAUAAGCGAUACGACUAACAUUUCGUUUGACUUUAAUC
Molecule: messenger RNA, 3852 nt
Organism: Colletes gigas
Lineage: Eukaryota; Metazoa; Arthropoda; Insecta; Hymenoptera; Colletidae
Product: hemicentin-1-like
Exons: 12
Coding region: 1-2688 (895 amino acids)
Molecular function (GO): protein binding
Source: RefSeq, a predicted model, not a curated record